This is a messenger RNA of Aspergillus caelatus, 838 nucleotides long. RefSeq lists its product as uncharacterized. The record is from RefSeq and is a predicted model, not a curated record. Lineage: Eukaryota; Fungi; Ascomycota; Eurotiomycetes; Eurotiales; Aspergillaceae. The transcript has 2 exons. Bases 63 to 293 code for a protein of 76 amino acids.
AAAAUAGAAGAAAAGAAGAAAAGAAGCUACGUAGAAUUGUCGUUCGAAGGUUUUCCUACACCAUGACCACAUCAAGUUCGAAAGCUGCGAUUCAUGCUACAGAUUUCUCCUUCCGGUCACGGUACCGGGUCCAAGGCCAUGGAUGGGCACCUGCGCGAAUAAAUAGGACGAACGACAACCCUGUCUGCACAGCAAAACACACUUUUAACCAUAGUCUGAUGAUCGGCGGAUAUUCCGCUCUAUCUUCCACAUUCUUUUUCACUAUUGCCAUAAUUAUCUUUCGUGGUACAUGAAGGAAUCGCACUGGCAAGUCAGCACGAAGAGAACAGAGGCGAAAGAGGGGGGCGAUAUCCCCUUUAUGGAGGACACCGAUUAGGAAAUACCUGAUCUCGCCUCUUUUACUGGCGGAUUGCCAGUUAAUUUAGUUGCUCCCCCGCAGGGCACAGCCAAGACUUCACAUCAUAUGUAUAUCGUUCGGCAUGCAUCAAAACAGCUCGCAUCUGACAUUUUGCCACGCCAUCAUUUUGCUGUCUGCCCCUCCUUCCUACCUGCGUUGCUGAAGAAUGAGAUAUUAUUCGAUGGUGAGGCAGGGUCAAAACAUUCACGCCUGUUUAGGCAGAAGAUUUUGAUCCCCGAGUCGGGGGACUUGCUGUACUAUUAGAUUAAGGUGUGUCGCGAUCCAGUUUUCCAUGCAUAUUCUUGCAGAAUCGGUGUGUAAAUUAUACUGCGGGAUCUUCGAGCUACCGAACGCAAAUACCGACGAGACGGUGUUGUAUUUGCUGGCAUGCACCUGUCUCUUUGGUGGGAGGGUUAGGGCCCGUUUGCGGUAGCACUGUAC